Molecule: messenger RNA, 2136 nt
Organism: Plasmodium knowlesi strain H
Lineage: Eukaryota; Apicomplexa; Aconoidasida; Haemosporida; Plasmodiidae
Product: RAC-beta serine/threonine protein kinase
Exons: 2
Coding region: 1-2136 (711 amino acids)
Biological process (GO): protein phosphorylation
Molecular function (GO): ATP binding; protein serine/threonine kinase activity
Source: RefSeq, a predicted model, not a curated record
AUGAGCCACAUAAAGUUUUUUAAGUAUUUCUCGGAAAAGAAUAGGCAGAACAACAACGCUCCCCCGGAAAACUCCUGCGGUAUGUCAUUUCACAAAAAGAGGUUCCGAAAAUAUUUAAACUUUUUAAUCAACAGAAAUAAGGGGAAAAGCAAAAAAAUAAUUACCCAUAGGAAGAGCAACGUGGAAAAGGAAGAGCAACAGGAGGGAGAAAAAAAUGGCUGCAUCGCCUCAAUUGAAAGCAACAGUGCGCAACAAAAAUUCAUCCAAAUGGACAAAAAUGGAAAACACGCAAGUAAUGCAAAAAAUGCGAACAUUUUAAAAAAGAAAAAUUUUAAUGACAAUUUCACACCAAGUAAAAAUUUAAAAAUGAGUAGACACAGCAAUUGCCUUAUGAACAAAGGACGGGCACGCCAUUCUAUAGAGUGGACGAAAUUAUUUAAACUAAACUAUGACUAUCACAACAAAAGAAGGGGGUAUUUAUUCAAGAUUCCAUUUUUAAAGAGAAAUAAUUGCCAAAAUGAGGAAAUGGAGGAUUUUAUGCAAAUGAACACUACUGCAGGGCUUGAAUUUUCAACGGAUGCCCAAAUGAACAAUUAUAAAAAUCAGGUAGACAAAUAUGCCAGCGCACAUUCGUAUGGAAAUCGAAAUUUUUGGAAAAUGUGCUCCAAGGGGAGCAAUUUUAAAAGUUCGAAAAAUAUGUAUGGAGAUAAUGGCGACAUGUUUUCCAAUAACAUGUACUUUUAUGCAAAGAUCCUCUUGGAGGAAGAAGGUCGGAGAGAGUUGAACAAGCAGAAGUCCGCCCCCCCCUCUAAGAAGGCUGAGGGUACCAAAUCUCCCAGAUUCAAAGGGUUCAAGUCCAACUACUGGACCUUCAGGAGGAGCGCGAAGAACAAGCCCCGCGAGGAGGAAGCAACCCAUCAGGGGGACGAUCUCCACGCGAACCCCAACGGAAACGUGUGCCAGAGAGACAACAUGGCGAAGAUGACAAACUGCGUCCCGAUCAAGAAGAAGGACAAGAGCAGCCACGUCUUCAAGCUGAAUGACGACUGUCUGUUCUUGCACGAUGAGUAUGAGAAGCAAAAGAAGGGGAGGCUCAGAAAAACGCUAUCCCUAUCGUAUGGAAGAAGAAAAAAAUCACUGAGACCAGACAACUUCACGUUCUUAAAGGUAAUUGGCAGGGGAUCAUACGGAAAAGUGUUGCUUGUAAGGCAUACCCAAAACAACAAGUUGUACGCCAUGAAGAUACUCAGGAAGGAAAACAUAAUUUCACGAAAUCAACUGGAACAUACAAAAAUCGAAAGGAAUGUAUUAAAGUGUGUCUCCCAUCCGUUUAUUGUGAAAUUAUAUUACGCUUUUCAAACCACCAAAAAGUUAUAUUUCAUAUUGGAAUACUGUCCCGGGGGGGAGUUAUUCUUCCACUUAUCCAAAAUGAAAGAGCUUCCCGAAGAAGCGGCCAUCUUUUACAUAGCAGAAAUUAUCCUAGCUUUGGAAUAUUUACACAAGCUAAAUAUAAUUUAUAGGGAUGUGAAACCAGAAAAUGUGUUACUUGAUGAAAUGGGUCAUAUAAGGCUAACCGAUUUUGGCCUAUCCAAGGAAGGAAUUUCCGACAAUAACUCUGCCACAUCGUUGUGUGGCACGCCCGAAUAUUUAGCUCCAGAAAUUAUCGACCAAUGUGGACAUGGGAAAGCUGUGGACUGGUGGAGCCUGGGCAUCAUGCUCUACGAAAUGUUAACUGGAAGAUUACCGUUUAAUAGUUCCACUAGAGCUGACCUGUUCGAAAGAAUCAAACACGAAACGUUGAGGUACCCCCGCUUUCUGUCACCCGAUGCAGUGGAUUUGUUAAAGAAAUUAUUUGAAAAAGAUCCCAAAAAAAGAUUAGGAUCAGGAGCUACCGACGCAGAAGAAAUUAAGAAUCAUCCUUUUUUUAAAAAUAUCAACUGGACGGAUUUGCUCAACAAGAAGGUCACACCACCUUUUAAGCCCCCCCUGUUUGACCAAAUGGACGUUCAAAAUUUCGACAAGGAGUUUUUGUGCAUGCCACUAAGAUAUUCUGACAAGUUUGACAGUACCCCCCUUACCCUCAAGUCGCAGAAGAGCUACAUGAUCAAGGACUUCAACUACAGUUUGUAUGACUAG